CGCCGCCAUUUUGCUCCUGGAGAGGCUUCCUGGAUUGCCGGCGCUUUCUUCCUUCGGCAGCGGAGGCUGCGGCGGGGCCGGGGCUGGGGUCGGGGCCAGGCUAUAAAUUGUUUUCCAAACAAAGCUUGUUUACAAUCAAAAUUUUUCAAGAUCCGGGUGUUUGUACACGUGUCAGUUCAGCCUCGCAGCCUGGUUGAGGGCUCACUGCAGGCGAUUCAGCUGGGGUUCAAGUCACUUUCUGCGCAGCGGUGAGACGGGCUGCGCGGCCCUCUGUGUGGCUAUAUUACCUACGUGUGCUACAGAUCAGACUGGGACCAGGAGGAAUUUUGUUGUCAGAGAUUAAAAGAAGGUUGUCCAUAUCUGACUUUAAGGAGCAAACAGUAAAACACUGAGCUCUUCAGCUCCACCUUUCUUCUUCUGGGGAUUUGGAAAACCAAGAAGGUUUUGAUGUUUUGUGUGGCGCCACCUGAAUUAGAAACCAAGAUGAACGUAACCAAAGGUGGACUGGUGUUGUUUUCAGCCAAUUCAAAUUCAUCGUGUAUGGAGCUUUCAAAGAAAAUUGCCGAGCGGCUGGGGGUGGAGAUGGGCAAAGUGCAGGUUUACCAGGAACCUAACAGAGAGACAAGAGUACAGAUUCAAGAAUCUGUGAGGGGAAAAGACGUUUUCAUCAUCCAAACAGUUUCAAAGGACGUGAACACCACCGUCAUGGAGCUCCUGAUCAUGGUGUACGCCUGUAAGACCUCCUGUGCCAAGAGCAUCAUCGGCGUGAUCCCCUACUUUCCCUACAGCAAGCAGUGCAAGAUGAGAAAGAGAGGCUCCAUCGUCUCCAAGUUGCUGGCGUCCAUGAUGUGCAAAGCUGGCCUGACUCACCUUAUUACUAUGGAUUUACACCAGAAGGAGAUUCAGGGCUUCUUCAAUAUUCCCGUUGAUAACUUAAGAGCAUCGCCCUUCUUAUUACAGUAUAUUCAAGAAGAGAUCCCGGAUUACAGGAAUGCUGUGAUCGUGGCCAAAUCUCCAGCUUCGGCCAAGAGGGCACAGUCCUUUGCGGAGAGGCUUCGCCUGGGCAUCGCCGUGAUUCACGGGGAGGCGCAGGACGCCGAGUCCGACUUGGUGGACGGGAGGCACUCGCCGCCCAUGGUCAGGAACGCGGCUGCCAUCCACCCCAGCCUGGAGAUCCCCAUGCUGAUUCCCAAAGAAAAGCCCCCAAUCACAGUCGUCGGCGACGUCGGAGGCCGGAUCGCCAUCAUUGUGGAUGACAUUAUCGAUGACGUUGACAGCUUUCUCGCUGCAGCAGAGACCCUGAAGGAAAGAGGUGCCUACAAGAUCUUCAUGAUGGCAACUCAUGGCUUGUUGUCCUCGGAUGCGCCCAGACUGAUUGAAGAGUCUGCCAUCGACGAGGUGGUGGUUACCAACACAAUUCCACACGAAAUCCAGAAACUCCAGUGCCCCAAAAUUAAAACCGUGGACAUCAGCAUGAUCCUUUCAGAAGCCAUCCGUCGGAUUCACAAUGGGGAGUCCAUGUCCUAUCUUUUCAGAAACAUAGGUCUGGAUGACUGAACAGCUUUCUGUUUUCAGAACUCCCAAGGGCCAAACUGGAGAUGUGCAGAAUGGACGCCGUGACUGACCGUGCUUGGUUUCCAGUACGUCACAGGAGCCGUUUGUGUUUUGUUUUGAUUUCCUCCCCCAAAUACCCUUUCUUCUUGUUAAUUCCAGUGAAGGUAGACCAACUUUCUAAAGUGGGUUUGAGUGCUUGUGAGUUUUGCAGGCAGUUUUUACAAAAGAUAAUCUUUAUUCUCCUCUAAAUAAAGUAAAUUAAGACCUGAUUGUGUUUAGUUUAACUAUUUAAAUGAUACUGCUUGGAAUCAGAUUUUUAAGCUCACCAACAGCCUUUUUCCAAAAUGGCUUGAGCCUUAGUACUUAAAAAAGUUAGUAAAAUGAUCUACUUUAUGGUACCUGCAGUUGAAAAGCCAAAAAGAUUAUACUGUUGAAUCCAGGAAAUGACACUUUUAGAAAUGCUUUUAUAUACAAGCAUAUGAAAUAUGGUAUUUAUUUUCUGCAACAAAAGAAGGAAUGAAAACGUGUUUGUGUGCGUGUGUGUUUUUUAACUUUGUGUUUGGCAGGUAUAUAAGUAAAAUAAAAUGAAUGCUGAAUUUAA
Choloepus didactylus (southern two-toed sloth) is the source of this 2155-nucleotide messenger RNA. RefSeq names its product phosphoribosyl pyrophosphate synthetase associated protein 2 (gene PRPSAP2). The coding region runs from base 448 to 1557 and encodes 369 amino acids. The transcript is spliced from 13 exons. Gene Ontology annotation, biological process: purine nucleotide biosynthetic process; 5-phosphoribose 1-diphosphate biosynthetic process. Gene Ontology annotation, molecular function: ribose phosphate diphosphokinase activity; magnesium ion binding. Gene Ontology annotation, cellular component: cytoplasm; ribose phosphate diphosphokinase complex. The record is from RefSeq and is a predicted model, not a curated record. NCBI's taxonomy places the organism in Eukaryota, Metazoa, Chordata, Mammalia, Pilosa, Megalonychidae.